UUCUCAGGUUUUUGGGAUAAUUUGCUUCUAGCCUUUUGUUUGCCGCUCCACCUCCAUGUUUACUAAUUUAUUUCAUUGAGUAUAAUGAAUUAAAUUUGAGGAGUAAACAUGUCAGGGAGCUCUUCCUCUACACUGCCACUCAUCCUGACACCAUACUGGAAGUUUUGAAACUUUUUGAAGGCUUGUUUAUCUGACGGGGUCCACUGCAACCAUUUACUUCCUUUAUAAGCAAGACACUAAGUGGGGAAGUUAAACUCUUGGAUAAAACAAUAAAAGUUUGCAAAGCCCAGGAAGCAUUGUAGCUCCUUUAAUGUGGAGGGGACUGGCCAUUUAGGGACUGUUGACACAUUAUCCUAGUCCAUGAGCACCCCCUCUGGCCCAGUGAUGUAUUCCAAAAAUGUCACCUUCUGCACAUUGAACUCGUAUUGCUCUCCUUUCAUCCAUUCAUCCCUAUCUCAUAUUCAGACCAGGUUGCAAGCACUACUUGAGUUGAUCUUGGUGAACACUUUAACUGUAAAAAGGCAGUGGAGACUGGUGGACAUGGAGUGGCCUGUUUGAGGGCUUGCUCAAUGUACUCCUUCAUGGCAUGUGUUUCUUAGGCUAAUCUGGUUGCUCAUGAGGAGUGUGAUGGCACAGUCAUAGGGAUGAUAUGGUGGAAGCACACUGACCUUGACUUUACUAAAUACACUUUGGAAUUCACUGUAUUCAGGGGGAACUUCCAGGCUCUCUGUGGAGAUUGAUGUGAUGGCUAUAGAAGGUGUGCUGAGACAAUAGGUAUGGCAGUAUGUGGACAUCUCACACUCCAGGAGAUUUGCGGGUUGUGCUGCAUCCACAGAAAGCCCAGCACCACUGGGAACUUGUAGGUGACAGUGACAAGGAAGGAGAUACUUUGCUGACACUGAGUGUUUUAUGAGCUUGGUUAAAUGCAUGACAGAGGUUUUUCAUCCAGGACCUUGAACCAUGUUGCAGCAGUUGUUGGGCAAGCUGAAGCCUUUCUACCAGGGUGCAGUUAAUGAAUUUUCUAGUGGCCCCAGAGUCAGACAAAAUCUGCAUCCCCUGACUGCACGAUCUCAACAGGCAGCAUAAAAGAGAAAAAGUGAGGGGGACUCAAUGUGCUGGAGCAAGACAUGCAUCAAAUUAGUAUGCACCAAAUUUUGGACAGAACAUUGACUUUUUCACGGAAAUCCAUAAAAAAUGGAACCAGCAGCCUUGAGGACCAAGGCCAUGGGGCUCCCUUAAUCACUAUGGGACUCACAGUUACCCUCAUGUCAAGCAAGUCCAUUCCAAUUUCAAAUAACGUCCCUAAUAGUCCGAAUGCCCAACAUUAAAGAUGUACCCUGGUUAUUGAGGACUCUCUUUCGGGAUCCAGAUAACUUGGAACAGUGCUUCUGCAACAGUUUGUGAAGUGAUGCUCCAAAGAGUUACUGCCUCCUCAAAAGCUAACACAAAGCAACGCCCCCAUCUUCUGCGUUUUAAAUAUGUGACAUAUAUUUAAUUCUUUAAAAGGGGACCUGAAUUAAAAGAAGCUGGCACAAAGGCACUUUUGGGGAGCUGGUGGAUUCGCCAGCUUACAUCCAUGACAUUUAUAGGAGUUAUUUGGUAAAUUAGAUUAUUUUCAUGAAUCAAAGGACAUGGUUUCAGCCAUGACCAGUCAAACCUUAUGAAUGUGCACAUUUCCAGCUCAUAUAUGUUCUAUAUUGAAGUCGUGUCAUGUUUUUCCUGUACACUUUUCUAACAAAUCUUCAUAAGGGAUUUCUGAAGGCAGUGUUUAAAUUAUGUUCUUCACUUUCUUGGACUGUGUUAGCAGCUUUGGCUUAUGCCAUCACUUUGUUUACUUCCACUUUGCUCAAUAUGAUAUCAGCACAGCACAGUGGCGUUGGCUAAAUGUGCAGCAUAAUGAAAAGAAGUUCCUGCUGAGGGUUUGAUGAACACUUUACAGCAGAAUGUCUUUGCUAUAGAACUGGUAUGUGCUGGAAAUGUGUGUGUUCAUGAAGUCAUAGCCUAAACCUUCAAUCACAUCAUUAAACACUAAAGUAACACCUUAUAUAAUCCUAAUAAAAUGCAUUUACCAUACGGAUGUACAUGAAAGAAUGGCAUGUUCUUCAUUCACUAACACAGGAAUGGGUGGGGUCAAAAAAUGUAAUGCAGCCAGCACCAGAGGGCUACACUUUUGAAUCCCUGUUACAUGUCCACCCAUAUACAGUAUAUAUAUUACGGUGCAGGCAAUAUAACACACACUUGUGGCAUGCUUAAGUUGCUCACCUGCCUCAUCAAGAUGUUUGUCCCGAUGCUGUUUAUAACCGGGAUAUGCACAGCAGUGGCAUUCAACAUAUUCACAACACCAGACAGAAAUUUUAGAAAUGAGGACCCACUGCUUGGUCAAACCAUUAUUCAGUCAAGCGAAGGAAUUUUUCUUUCUUCUACUUCUGGAGAGGUUUUCAGAUGCACAGAGAAAAGCUGUUCAAGAAUGAAUCUUACUGGAACAACAAAAGUCUUGGGUCCAAUCACAUGUGUUGCAUCUAGCUGGAGAGAAGAUAAACUUCAGCUCCUGGUUCAUAACCAAGUCUGGACAAUGAAUUCAUCAACUGAGAAUUCAAACAGAAACUGUACACAUGUGUCCAUGCAGCUGGAAAAGAGUAAAAUCUAUUCUGAUAAAUUGGUUCUACAGAUACUGGAUCAUAAAGGCGGCAGCAGCAACAACAACAACAACAAUAAAUACCAAGGCUCUCAAAUACCAUUUCAUCAAGACCACUGGAGGAAGAGAAGAGCUCUAUGGAAUGAUGCUGUUAGUGAUGAAAAUGAAGGGAUGGAGAUCACUUUUGUUCUGGAUGGCUUUGGUCACACUAAUAAGGAGGAUUUUGAAAGGGCCAAAGACUUUAUUUAUAAUUUGAUGAAUAAUGUUUGGACAACAUGUUUCAGUUGCAACUUUGCAAUAGUGCAGCAGGGGAGAGACAUAAGGACAGAGCUCUCUCUAAAAGAAAAUACUGACCAUCUCAGAGCCUUGGAUAAAGUGAAAAGCCUGAAACAAGUUCAAGGGUUAACCAACACCACUUCAGCUCUUUAUCAUGUUAUUACAGAUGUUUUUGUUCCUCAACAUGGCUCAAAAGAGAAAGCCAAAAAAAUAAUUAUUCUACUGUCUGAUGGACAAAUAGGAGAAGACACAAGACGCAUCACAGAUGACAUAAACAUGCUACAGAUGGAGGGGAUUGUUUACUAUGCUACAGGAACUGGGCCGAAGGUUUUGAAAGAGAUAGCAGAGAUAGCUGGCAGUGAAAACAGAUUUUUCAAGAUUUCUAAUUAUACCAACCUGGAAAAUAUUCUCUCUUAUUUGGAAAAAAGCAUCAUUGGAAUUAAAGACGCAGGGACGGAGAUUGCUUUUGUGCUAGAUGGCUCUUCUAGCAUUUCUCCAUGGGAUUUUAUAAUGGCCACAGGCUUUAUUUAUGAUGUGAUCAAAAAAGUUUGGACCAAAAAUUUUAGUUAUAAGUUUGCAGUGGUCCAGUUUGGGACAGACAUAAGGACAGAACUCUCUCUAAAAGAAAAUAAUGACCGGCUCAGAGCCUUGGAUAAGGUGAAGAACAUACCACAGAUUUAUGGGGACACAAUGACUACUUCAGCCCUCUAUCAUGUUCUCAGCACAGACGUUUUUGUUCCUCAGAAAGGAUCACGAGACAAUGGCAAAAAAAUUAUUAUUCUACUGUCUGAUGGACAAAUUGGAAAAGAUUCAAAAAACCUCAGAGAUGUUUUGAACAUGCCACAGAUGGAAGGGAUUGUUCGCUAUGCUGUAGGGCUUGGGACAGAUAUUGCAGUAGAAGAGAUGACAGAGAUAGCUGGUAGUAAAGACCGAUUUUUCAAGGUUUCUAAUUUUGCAGAAUUGAAAAACAUGAUGCAACCUUUGGAAAAAAACAUAAUUGGAAUUGAAGGUGCAGGGACAGAGGUAGCUUUUGUGCUGGACGGGUCUUCUAACAUCAUGGAGAAGGAUUUUGAAAGGGCCAAAGAUUUCAUUUACAAUGUUAUGAAAAAUGUUUGGACAACAUGCGUCAAUUGCAAGUUUGCAGUUGUCCAGUUUGGGACAGACACAAGGACAGAACUUUCUCUGAAAGAAAAUAAUAACUUUCUUAGAGCUUUGGAUAAGGUGAAGAACAUAAAACACAUUUAUGGGGACACAAGGACUACUUCAGCCCUCUACCAUGUUCUCACAGACGUUUUUGUUCCUCAAUAUGGAUUGAGAGAGAACAAGAAAAAAAUUAUUAUUCUACUGUCUGAUGGACAAAUGUCAGGAGAUACAAGAAACCUCAGUGAUGUUUUGAACAUGCCACAGAUGGAGGGGAUUACUCGCUAUGCUAUCGGAGUUGGGCUGGAUGUUCUGAAAAAUCCACAGGCAGUACAAGAAAUGACAGAGGUAGCUGGUAGUGAAGACCGAUUUUUCCUGAUUUCUAAUUAUGACAACUUUUACUCAUCUUUGGAAAAAAGCAUAAUUGGAGUUGAAGAUGCAGGGACGGAGAUUGCUUUUCUGCUGGACGGCUCUGAUAACAUUGGAAAGGAAAAUUUUGUAAGAGCCAAAGACUUUAUCUAUAACAUGAUGAAUGAUGUUUGGACAGUAUGUCUCAGGUGCAAGAUUGCAGUAGUGCAGUAUGGGAGAGUCAUAAGGAAAGAACUUUGUCUUAAAGAAAACAAUGACCUUCUCAGAGCUUUGUAUAAGGUGAAGCACGUAAAACAAAUUUUUGGGAUCACAAAGACUACUUCAGUCAUCAACCAUAUUCUCACAGAUGUUUUUGUUCCUCAAUGUGGCUCAAGGAAGAACAGCAAAAAAAUUAUUAUUCUACUGUCUGAUGUCUUGGUAGCUCCAAGAAACCUCAAAGAGGUUUUGAGAGUGCUACAGAUGCAGGGGAUUGUUCGCUAUGCUAUAAGAGUUGGGCCGAAGGUUCUGAAUGAACAACAGGCAACAAAAGAAAUGACAGAAAUAGCUGGUAGUAAAGACAGAUUUUUCCAGAUUUCAAAUUAUACCGAUUUGGAAAACACAGUAUCUUCUUUGGAAAAUAUCAUCAAUGGAAUGGAAGAAAUGGAAUUACAGACCUUCUGCCUUCCGUAGGAUUCACAAAGGAGAGCCAGAGAGCAACAAAUUCAAGCCCGACUGGAUGUUGGAUGUUGCAAGAGAGAGACACAUUUCUUAAGCCUAUAUGUGAAAAUGAAUAUUUUAAAUUAGUUUAUUAGCUUAUUUUGAAUGUUUCUGAAAUAGUUGUUUAUUAUGCCAAAAAACAAAAGCUUGUUGAUUAUACAUUCUAGAAAUUUGACUGAUGUGAUGAAUCUGAUGCAUUAUCAACAUGAUAUUUUAACUGCCUGACCUUUAUUUAUAUAUAUUUUUUGAUUGGCUAUAUAUUCUUUUAUUCAAAUAAACAAGAUUUUGCUUUUGUUAAGCUUGUUUUUCAGAUGCUUUUCUGACUGUCUAGUCUUACUAAUGUUGACCUUGGUACUUUCACUUACACUUGAUUUUCAUUCUCAUUUUCAGUUAGGUUAACAAUAUCUCUUUAUCUCUUUCAGUUGUACAACCUUUACAAAUUUUACAUAACAUACCUUAUGAACAAAUUCAAUGUAACAUUUUUUUUUUUUUGCAAUAAAUGACAUUCAUAAUACCACACAAUCCCAUAUGUGUUAGUUGUUAUUAAUAGUUUAUGAUAAUACAAAGAUAUUUUUAGUAUUGUUUAAGAGACACAGGAACUUUAUUCUAAAUACCAUUUACCAUGUGAAGGUUAAUAUGAAUGUAUUAUGACAUUGUGAAGUCAGCAGAGACAGAUUCAGGUGAUUUUAUUUAAAAAAAGACAAAAAUGAAAAGGAAAAGAAAAAUUUGUCAUGCGACAAGCCACUGCUUAAUUCAAGAUGAGAAACACACAAAGAAAAAUUCACAUUCACAAAGCAAAGUAACACAAGGUCAGAACCAGAAAUAAGCUGACAACAUUGGUACACCAAAGCCAGCAACACUGCCCCCUCAGCACCGGUUUCAACCUGUUAUUUCCUGUUUUUAUGUGUAGAAGCCAUGCUCAUGCAAAUGUUCAAUGUCAGUUAUUCUACCUUACCAAGGCUUUGUGUUGUUCUCAUGUUUGAUUUUCGUGUAUGUUCAUCUGUUUUCUCAUUAUGUGUUUGGAUUGCUUACACUUUUGGCUUGUAUGCUUUCGGUUGUUAAUAAAUCUCUGUGUAUGGAUCCUAUAUAAUCAUUACAGAAUAUAUAGUCGUUACAGAAUACUUUGACUUCUGAGGAUCCAAAGGAGAUUCUACGACUCCAGGCCCUCACAGCAUGACAAGCUGAAAUACUCAUGGCCUUCCAUCAGCAGCUUGGCAUGCUACAAGCUGCUGAUGCGCAGCUAAUCGACACCGUCUGUGACCUCCCUACCAGCCAGACUCCUGUGAGCGUGAGACCACACAAUGUGCCUACACUCCUCACGUGGAUGGCCCUGGAGUGGGAGUUGGCGGUUUGGGACAGGCCAAGGUUUCAGCUGAGGAAAAACGUUUCCUUCAACGUCUCUCUUAUUUUAUUGCAGACAAUCUGAACACUGCCUGUCCUAACAAGGAGGAAUUAUCUGCUUCCCAGGUGAGUCAGACUUGCCCCCAACAGCCCCCACAGCCUAUUACUACCCCUACACCUCCACUACGCUGACCAGGCUUGCCACUUUCCGGCCCUAGUAGGUUCUGGUUCAGCAAUUAGUCUUAUCCUCCGCCAACUCAGGCUAGAAUUACAGAUUCCUACAGUACUCUGUGCAUCCCCUCAUAGGAUCACAGCGAUGGACAAUCAGCCUAUAAGGGAUGGAUACAUCACACACCAGGCCAUUUCAUUAGAACAGGUCAGGCAUUUCCAAAGGGAGACCAUAUUCGUGAUUAAGUCCCCACAGAACAUGCUCAUCCUAUCCAUAGCCAAGCGUAAAUGAUCCUCACAUUUCUUGGCAUCUGAAGGACCUCACUCACUUGUCCCAAUACUGCCUUACUCACUGCAUUCAGCGCAACCUUCUGUGCCAUCUUACCUCCAUAGAAAGCCUGGUUACCAAGUAGGCCGUGGACAUCCCCACUGAGUAUAAGGACUUUUCAGAAAUGUUUAGCAAAGAAAAAGCUGCUCAGUUACCCCCACACAGGCCACGGGAGAAAAAAGAUAGCGGUCUGAGGCCAUGCAUCGAUUAUUACUAUUAAACACGACUCAACACUAUUAAAGUUAGCCUACCCCUCCCUCCUCCCACUGGUUCCAUCAGCCCUAGAACAAAUGAGUGAGGCCCAUAUAUCUACUAAAUUAAAUUUGAGGAUCACCUGUAAUCUGAUACAGAUUAGGGAGGCCAUACGACCUAGCUAACAUGCAUUGUUCCAUACUUUUAACAAUGAAAUAUUCUGUGACCUCCUGAACCACAGCGUAAUUGCUCACAUAGACAACAUAAUGAUUUAUUCU
Hemibagrus wyckioides is the source of this 7423-nucleotide messenger RNA. RefSeq names its product collagen alpha-6(VI) chain-like. The coding region runs from base 2186 to 5089 and encodes 967 amino acids. Lineage: Eukaryota; Metazoa; Chordata; Actinopteri; Siluriformes; Bagridae. The transcript is spliced from 25 exons. The record is from RefSeq and is a predicted model, not a curated record.